Molecule: messenger RNA, 1092 nt
Organism: Linum trigynum
Lineage: Eukaryota; Viridiplantae; Streptophyta; Magnoliopsida; Malpighiales; Linaceae
Source: the annotation of a GenBank genome assembly
AUGGAAGACGAUGACGAUCAUCAUCACGGCAAGAAGGAGGUAGAGUUGAAGCACCUGUGCAAAUACUGCGGCAAGCGCUUCCGUUGUGGCAGAUCGUUGGGAGGUCACGUAAGGUCUCAUAGAGAAUGGAUCUGGGAAAGCUCUCCUGAAGUUGAUGAUGGCGUCACCGGCAUCUACAAAAAGAAGCUCCGUCCUCUUUCGGACUACACUAUGGAGGUAACGGAGGAGGAUGGUGAUAAUGUGGAAGCUUUUCUGGCGUCGUUGGACCCUAACCAUGAAACAGUCCCCAUUCGGACUGUGUUAAAAUUGUUAGAUGAACGAGCAAUCGGUUGCCUCACCGCCCUUGUAGAACGCAAACUCCCUCACAGUCGCUUGGAUCUGUUUGCUUUUGCUAGCUGCAAUAAACCGCUCAUAUCUACCGCUGCUUCGAUGGGGUUUCACGAGGCGGUCAGGUUGUUUUUGCGGCAUGGGGUUCCUCCGACUUAUCAUCGUCAUCCAGGGCUGCUUCCCAUCGAUUACGCAUUACACUCCAGUUGUGACGACCAGUGGUAUUUGCAAGGCCGGUACGAUAUUAAUUAUCCGCAAAGGCUCUGUAGUUUGAUGCUCUGGCUCCCCGAAUGGAUCAGCGAAUAUUUCGAUUGGUGGCACACGGUCAAGCUGCUGGCACGCACCACCGAACAGGGGACUCUGGAGAUGAGGAUUCUCCAGUAUGCAAGGAACGUCCUAGGCGCGAAGCUGCUCUGGCUCCUGCUUGUCGUCCCUGACCGAGUUCUCUCCCCAACAUUCUUCAGGGACACCCUUCUCCAGCAGCGGUUUGGAACCGCCGCCUUGUCCCUCCGCGAUUUCCUUAUUGCCCAGUUUGCUUUUGUUACCGCCCUUAGCUUCACCAUUGAACCUAAUCGCCGUUUUCCUACUGACAUUGAUCACACCAUCGAUCGCAAUCGUCCUCCCCGUCCUGAGUCGAUCCGCGGGCAUUUGCGGUACAAGAUGUUGAGCCUCACUUGUUCCCUGCGAUUGCUCGAAGUCUUCCGCAGGGCUGGCCCCCAGUUGUGUCACUCGAUGGAAAUGUUAGAAAAGGAAAAGGGAAGGUGA